This is a messenger RNA of Alnus glutinosa, 2366 nucleotides long. Its product is annotated as asparagine--tRNA ligase, cytoplasmic 2. The transcript is spliced from 8 exons. The record is from RefSeq and is a predicted model, not a curated record. Bases 256 to 2130 code for a protein of 624 amino acids. Gene Ontology annotation, biological process: asparaginyl-tRNA aminoacylation. NCBI's taxonomy places the organism in Eukaryota, Viridiplantae, Streptophyta, Magnoliopsida, Fagales, Betulaceae. Gene Ontology annotation, molecular function: asparagine-tRNA ligase activity; ATP binding. Gene Ontology annotation, cellular component: mitochondrion.
GUUGUUGGGUUACCGUUGUCCCACCUUCGAAGAAAACAAAAACCAAAGAUCUCGUCUUCCCCUGUCUUUCUAAUUUACCGAAACCAAAACUGGGAAACAAUCCCUUUCCUUCCCUCCAACCUCUCCCUCCUCAGCAUUGCUUCCCAAGGAAAGCAUCCAGUCUCUCCUCUAUAUCACCAACCACCAUGUCCCUUCCGGAAACCCACCAUCCAUAUUCUUCUCUUUCUUUUCUUCUCUCUCUUUUCUCACUUCGAAAUGGCAACGGAACUAGCUGGGGUCGCCGUUCCGAUGGACGUGACUCGUUUCAAGUACUCGAACCGGGUGGUCUUGAAAACUAUUCUGGGAAGCCGAGAUGGCGGGCUGGUAUUUGUUGGUAAGAGAGUUGUGAUAGGAGGGUGGGUGAGGUCUUCUAAGGUGGGGACGAUAGAGCCUGGGACGCCGCCUCUGCCACCGCCAAAAGCCGAUGAAAGGGUUGCUCAAACGGGGUCCAAAGAUGUGACCUGUGUGGAAAUUCUUCAGUCUCGGAUACCCUUUAUCAGGUCGAUUAUGAAAGUUUUGGGUGGUGGGAAUUACCAUCCUCGCGAAAAGUUGGAGCAAGUGGUUUCUAGGCCACCUCCACCUCCACCUCCACCCCAGCCUUCGAUUGCUUUGUUGCAAGUUAGUGAUGGUUCAUGUGUUGCAUGUCUUCAGGUUGUUGUAGCUGCUGCCGGAGAUCCCAUCAACCAGCUCCUGCCUACUGGAACUAGUAUUCUGGUGGAAGGUAUUUUGGUGAAGCCAUCAGUACAGGGAAAACAUGUCAUCGAGCUUAAAGCAGAGAAAGUUCUUCAUACAGGGACAGUUGAACAUGAUAAGUAUCCAUUAUCAAAGAAAAAAUUACCAUUUGAUAUGUUAAGGGAUUGUUCUCAGUUCCGACCUCGGACAACUACGGUGGCGUCUGUUACAAGAAUUAGUAAUGCCCUGACUUUUGCAAGUCAUACAUUCUUCCAAAACCAUGGGUUCCUUUACAUGCAAGUACCCAUUAUCACGACCACAGACAGUGAAGGGUUUACUGAAAAAUUCGUAGCUACGACUCUUUUUGGCAAAGUAGGUAAAAUGGAGAAGUCGAAUGCCAUUACUGAAACUGAAGGCAUUAGCCUUGAAGUUAUGAAGUCUGCUGUAAAGGAGAAGAGUAAUCUUGUUGAAGAACUAAAGAGAAGUGAAAGCAAUAGGGAAGCACUGGCUGCCGCACUUCAGGAUUUAAGGAAAACAAAUGAACUAGCAUCACAGUUAGAAGCAAAAGAAAAGUCAAAACCAGGAACUUCACUAAAGGCUGAGAGAGUUAACUUUUCCGAAGAUUUCUUCUCCUGUCAAACUUAUCUGACUGUUUCUGGUCGCCUGCACCUGGAGAGCUAUGCAUGCGCCCUUGGAAAUGUUUACUCAGUUGGACCCAGAUUUCAGGCAGAUUGUGCAAAACCUGUGGCAGAGAUGUCAAUGAUUGAGAUUGAAAUAGCUUUUUCACAGUUAGAGGAUGCAAUGAGCUGUGCAGAUGACCUUUUCAAGUUCCUCUGCAAAUGGGUUUUGGAUAACUGUUCUGAUGAUAUGCAAUUUCUUUCAAAACGAAUUGACCAAACCUGCAUUGAUCGUCUUCGGUCAAUGAUAUCAAGUACAGUUGAAAAGGUCUCCUACACUGAAGCAGUGGACGUUUUAAAAAAGGUCACAGAUAAGAACUUUGAAACGAAACUUGAGUGGGGUGCUGCUCUAGCUUCAGAGCAUCUAAGUUAUUUGGUGGAGGAUUUCCACAAGAAGCCUGUAAUAAUAUACAAUUAUCCGAAACAAGUUAAGCCUUUUUAUGCACGCUUGAAUGAUGACGGAAAGACAGUCAGAGCAUUUGAUAUGGUUGUACCAAAGGCUGGAACAGUAAUUUCAGGUAGCCAAAAUGAGGAGCGUUUCGACAUUUUAGGUUCAAGAAUAAAGGAAUUGGAGUUGCCAAGAGAGCAGUACGAGUGGUACUUAGAUCUUCGCAGGCAUGGAACAGUCGAGCACUCUGGAUUCAGUCUUAGCUUUGACCAUGUGCUCCUCUUUGCCACUGGGCUGACUCAUGUUAGAGAUGUUAUCCCUUUUCCCAGAAGUUAUGGUAAAGCCUACCCCUAAUCAGGUUUAAGGAAAGAAUCUGGCUUCAGAAAUGAAGACGUCCCACAUCCAACUGCCCCAGUAUCAGUACAGAGUGGAAAAUGUCUAAACAUAUAUGGUAUACAUAUCCAAGAAGAGUCUCCCAUAUGCAGGAGUUUAUCCAUGAGCCCUUCUAUGCUGAGUUGAUCACAUGAAUAAGUAAAAUGUAUAUGACGAAAAUUUAUGAUACAAAGGGGAAUAAUACUCAAGUUUGCACC